GUACUUUAAAUGUUGAAAUUUCGAAAUUGGAAAACGCUUAUAUUUAAUUCCCUACUUACUCAUUCAGUUUUGGAAUUUUCCUUCUGAACAAGACUGGGAUAUCCAAUGUUGUUCAAUAUUUGUAUAUAAGCAUGUACCUAUAUACAUAACUGUUAUACAUGUACAUGGUAGAGGUUUGAAGACACCGAGAACAGAUUGUUUAAAGCGGCUUAUUUUCAAAAGACAUUCUAUAUAUGUCCAACAUGACAACAGUGACUAAAGGAGAUAUUAUUGAGUUAAAAGCAUUACACAACCCCCCUGCCCUUGUAAAAACCGUGUUAGAAGCCACCGUUUUACUUCUGGGAUAUACUCCUGCCGAGGCAAAAUACUGGAAAUUUGUUCGGGGACUUUUGAAUGAUCCUACCUUUUUGAAUAAGGUGAAUAAUUUACAAGCUGAAAAUUGUACCCCAGAAUCAGCCAAACUAGCCAAAGAUUUGCUACAAGAUGUAACUGAGGAAAAGGCCUGUAAAGUUAGCAUGGCAGUAUCAAAAUUAGCUACCUUGGCAAAAAAGACGGUGGAUGAUUGUGAGUCUGCAGGGAAACUUAAAGACCCGUCCUGAAAACAGAGCACCUCAUCCUUCAAUUCAUCUAGAUUCAGAAAAAAAAAAUCUACAAUCAG
Messenger RNA from Saccostrea cuccullata (small rock oyster), 658 nucleotides. Its product is annotated as dynein axonemal heavy chain 10-like. NCBI's taxonomy places the organism in Eukaryota, Metazoa, Mollusca, Bivalvia, Ostreida, Ostreidae. The transcript has 4 exons. Gene Ontology annotation, biological process: cilium movement involved in cell motility. The record is from RefSeq and is a predicted model, not a curated record. Gene Ontology annotation, cellular component: 9+2 motile cilium; dynein complex. Gene Ontology annotation, molecular function: minus-end-directed microtubule motor activity; dynein intermediate chain binding; dynein light intermediate chain binding. Bases 234 to 599 code for a protein of 121 amino acids.